Fonsecaea nubica is the source of this 1770-nucleotide messenger RNA. RefSeq lists its product as hypothetical. NCBI's taxonomy places the organism in Eukaryota, Fungi, Ascomycota, Eurotiomycetes, Chaetothyriales, Herpotrichiellaceae. The transcript has 7 exons. Gene Ontology annotation, molecular function: flavin adenine dinucleotide binding; N,N-dimethylaniline monooxygenase activity; NADP binding. The record is from RefSeq and is a predicted model, not a curated record. The coding region runs from base 1 to 1770 and encodes 589 amino acids.
AUGGCUGUCCAACUGGUGCAAGAAGAGGAAAUUCCAAAAGCAAACGGGAUCGCUGUGUCCCCGGAGAACUAUCCAGCGCUGUACAACUGGCCAACGACCAAUGAAAACGGAUACUCGAUCAACGAAGUCGCCUCAGGAACCGCGCGAAAGCUCAGAAUAAUCUGCGCAGGGGCUGGUGCGUCGGGCAUCAACCUGGCAAAGUUCGCACAGGAUCGCCUGCAGAAUGUCGAUUUGGUCAUAUAUGAGAAGAACAACGACGUAGCGGGGACAUGGUGGGAGAACAAGUAUCCUGGUUGUGCGUGCGACAUUCCGAGUGUCACCUACCAAUUCUCCUGGAACCCAGAAGUAUGGUCCAAGUACUACGCCGAGGCUUCGGAGAUCUUUGCCUACUUCAAAGGCGUCGUCGACAAGUUUGACCUUUGGAAAUACAUCAAGUUGAGCCACGAGGUCCAGCGCGCCGACUGGGAUGAGGAGGCGGGAAGAUGGAACUUGAAGAUCAGAGAUCUCGCAACCGGUGCUGAGAUCGAUGAGCAGUGCGAUAUCUUCGUCAAUGCAAUGGGAUUCUUAAAUAAAUGGAAGUGGCCAGAUAUCCAAGGCCUACACUCGUUCAAAGGCAUCUUGACGCACUCGGCGGCGUGGCCAGAUGACCUGGACCUGAAGGGCAAGAGAGUAGCUGUUGUGGGAAACGGCUCGAGUGGGAUCCAGAUUGUCGCCAAUAUCCAGAAGGACGUGUCGAAACUGUACACUUGGGUGCGGACGCCGACUUGGAUGACGGCUGGGUUUGCACAGAAGUACGCUGGAGAGAACGGCACGAAUUUCGAAUACUCAGAAGAACAGAAGAAACGUUUCCGCAAUGACCCCGACUACUACCUCAAGUAUAGGAAGUCUGUCGAAGUGGAGAUGGUUCGAGGGUUCUACGUGUUCCACAAGAAUACUCCGGAUUCGAUGGCAGCAAUGAAGUUUGCCCACACAGAAAUGACAGGGCGCUUGAAAGGCCAUGAGAAGCUGGCAGAAGCACUGAUCCCAAAAACAUUCCCAGUUGGCUGCAAGAGGCCUACCCCCGGUAACGGCUACCUCGAGGCUUUGAUUGAAGAGAAUGUCCAGGUCUACUGUGAAGGUGGACUAUCCCAAAUUACUCCCAAAGGGUUUAUCGACCCGGAUGGCGUCGAGCAGGAAGUGGAUGUGAUUAUUUGCGCCACCGGCUUCGACACCUCCUGGGUUCCUCGAUUCCCAAUCGUCGCCAACGGUAUCAAUCUACAGGAUCUGUACGCGAAGAAACCGAUUGGAUACCUUGGUGUGGGGGCGCCCAGCAUGCCCAACUACUUCACGUUCUAUGGCCCCUACGGGCCUCUCGGGCAGGGAAGCGCCAUGCCCAUGAUCGAGCUGUUUGCAUCGUACAUUGUACAAAUGGUCCGCAAGAUCCAGCUGGAGGAUAUCAAGAGCAUUACACCCAAGACGGAGAUAAUUGAUCAAUACGCCGAGCACGCCGACCUUUUCAACAAGCGAACCGUCUACGACGCACCGUGUCGGAGUUGGUUCAAAGGAGGCACAAUCGACGGGCGGAUAAUGCUUCACCCGGGAACCAGGCUGCAGUAUAUGGAACUGUUGAGCUCACCGCGGUAUGAGGACUAUCACAUAAAAUACAGACAUGGGAAUGUGUGGUAUUGGUUAGGCAACGGCUUCUCGAUGCGAGACCUGGACGGACGGGAUCUAACCUUCUACCUUGGACUUGUGGACGGUAUAGAUGAGCAGAGAGACUACGACGUUUAG